GGCGAAUCCUUCGCUGCCUUUAGGAGGGAGGGGGGCUCUCCUCGGCGGCGGCCAAUGGGGACCGAGGACGCUUCCUGGACCGCCUCAGUCGAAGCGCGCUCGCUCAGCCGCAUACAAGCGAGGGAAGGGAAGAGGAGCCCGAGCGGACAUGGCUGAACAGGAUGUGGAGAAUGAAUUGUUGGACUAUGAGGAGGAUGAAGAGCCUCAGGCAGUGACUGAUGCAGCCCCUGUCCCCGCUAAAAAGGAUGUGAAGGGCUCUUAUGUUUCCAUUCACAGUUCUGGCUUCCGAGACUUCUUGUUGAAGCCAGAACUGCUUCGUGCCAUUGUGGACUGCGGUUUUGAGCACCCAUCAGAAGUGCAGCAUGAAUGCAUUCCACAGGCAAUCCUAGGCAUGGAUGUUUUAUGCCAAGCCAAAUCAGGCAUGGGCAAGACUGCUGUUUUUGUACUGGCUACACUGCAGCAGAUUGAACCGAUGGAUGGACAGGUAUCAGUGUUGGUGAUGUGUCACACCCGGGAGCUGGCCUUCCAGAUCAGCAAAGAAUAUGAGCGCUUCUCCAAGUACAUGUCUGCUGUCAAGGUAUCAGUCUUCUUUGGGGGCCUUUCCAUCAAGAAGGAUGAAGAGGUGCUGAAGAAGAAUUGUCCACAUAUUGUGGUGGGGACCCCAGGCCGUAUUCUAGCACUUGUGCGUAACAAGACACUCAACCUGCGCAAUGUCAAGCAUUUUGUGUUGGAUGAAUGCGACAAGAUGCUUGAACAGCUGGACAUGCGCCGAGAUGUGCAGGAGAUUUUUCGACUGACCCCCCAUGAGAAGCAGUGCAUGAUGUUUAGUGCAACCCUGAGCAAAGAGAUCCGGCCUGUUUGCAGGAAGUUCAUGCAGGAUCCUAUGGAGGUCUUUGUAGAUGAUGAGACCAAGCUGACUUUGCAUGGCCUGCAGCAAUACUAUGUGAAGCUGAAGGAUACAGAAAAGAACCGCAAACUCUUUGAUCUACUGGAUGUGCUGGAGUUCAAUCAGGUUGUGAUAUUUGUGAAGUCUGUGCAGCGCUGCAUGGCAUUAGCUCAGCUUCUAGUUGAGCAGAACUUCCCAGCCAUUGCUAUUCACAGGGGAAUGUCUCAGGAGGAGAGGGGUGCAGGUAUCUCGGUUUGGGAGCCCUGGCUUAUGCAGAUUGGGCUGGAUGAGAGAUUGAGUCCAACAUCUGGAGGCCUGGACUCCCCUUUCUCUGAGUACAUACUCUCGAGAUACCAGCAGUUCAAGGACUUCCAACGUCGGAUCUUGGUGGCCACUAAUUUGUUUGGCCGUGGGAUGGACAUAGAGAGGGUUAACAUAGUAUUCAACUAUGACAUGCCUGAGGAUUCCGAUACCUAUUUGCACAGGGUGGCACGGGCAGGCCGCUUUGGCACAAAAGGUUUGGCCAUUACAUUUGUGUCAGAUGAAGGUGAUGCCAAAAUCCUCAAUGAUGUGCAGGACCGUUUUGAAGUCAAUGUGGCUGAGCUCCCUGAAGAGAUAGACAUCUCCUCAUAUAUUGAGCAGAGCCGGUAGCCUGUGUUAAUGGAUGCUCCUCACCUAGUCCAUGGCGGAACCUGAAACCAAGCACACCAAGCUGCUGUCUCCUGCUGAAGUCAGAUUACUAUCUGCUCUUUAAAAAACUGUUAAACCUACAUGAGUGUAUGAACUUAAAAUGGAUGUUUAUAAAUUGCCCAGGUGGUAUUUUGCUUCAGCUUUAGCCUGUGGGCUUUUUUAAUUAGAUGUUUCUAUUUUCUGAAUAGUAAGUCUCUAUGGGCAAAGUAUGAUAAUAAAUGGAUUUUUAAAAAUGUUA
This is a messenger RNA of Sceloporus undulatus (fence lizard), 1814 nucleotides long. It is a transcript of the gene DDX39A, whose product is annotated as DExD-box helicase 39A. Lineage: Eukaryota; Metazoa; Chordata; Lepidosauria; Squamata; Phrynosomatidae. The record is from RefSeq and is a predicted model, not a curated record. Gene Ontology annotation, molecular function: ATP binding; RNA helicase activity; RNA binding. The transcript has 12 exons. Bases 149 to 1537 code for a protein of 462 amino acids. Gene Ontology annotation, biological process: mRNA export from nucleus; mRNA splicing, via spliceosome.